Mytilus californianus (California mussel) is the source of this 2354-nucleotide messenger RNA. Its product is annotated as DDB1- and CUL4-associated factor 15-like. Bases 50 to 2179 code for a protein of 709 amino acids. Lineage: Eukaryota; Metazoa; Mollusca; Bivalvia; Mytilida; Mytilidae. Gene Ontology annotation, biological process: protein ubiquitination. Gene Ontology annotation, cellular component: Cul4-RING E3 ubiquitin ligase complex. The transcript is spliced from 13 exons. The record is from RefSeq and is a predicted model, not a curated record.
CAUUUUUGGGAACAUGACCACGCGGGACUAGGAAUGAAAACCAGAAGAUAUGAAUUUUGUACAAAAACUCCAAUUAAGAGAGACUGCUGGUUCAUUGAAGAAGCACAGAAAAUCAACAUCAGCAAGAUUGUUCAACAGCAUUCCUCGUCGCAUGUGUUAUCGUCUUUGUGCAUUAGUUCCGCAAGAUCUCCUUGAAGAAGGACUGGUUUUUCUUGGAUUUACCAAAUGUGGCCAGUUUGUGGUAUCAUAUUCCUGUCAGUUGCUGGUUGCUGCAGAACAUUCUACAUUACCUGUCUAUGUAUAUAAACUACAAUGGUGGAGAUUUAUACCAAACAGUCCAUUACAUAUGGUUUCUGAAGUAAGACUGUUUGGAGAAGAAGAUGUCACACAAGAUUUGUUUAUCACAUUUUGUCAGUGGCAGGAUGAUAGUUCUAAAGUCCUAGUCUUGGGUCAGAGUUUACCAAGUGAAGAUAGAGAUAGUUGUUGUCAGUGCUACAUGACAAUUACAUCGUUUCCUACCUCCUACAGGUGCUCAUUUUGUCAGCUGCUUCAGACAGCACCAAAAGAAUUACAGACAAUAUCAAAGUGCCUUGCUCAUAAAUAUGCCUUUCAUACAAAGUUUGAAUUGACUCCACCUUACCCACCGUUUUGUCCUAGAACUCAGUUAAAGAUUGAUGGAGUAGCAGUGGUAAAUACUGGUGAUUCCAUUGUUGCUCUUGCUGUAUGUGUUGGUGAUUCUUGUAAACAUUCACCCAUGUGUAGAAUGGACUGUUCAGUAGUGGAAAGUAUGGAUGAUCCUGGUUCCACAGAUGGUGUCAUAUCUGAUACUAUUAAAUAUACUGCAGUAAGGAGUCCAGCCUCUCCAUCACAUUUAUGUAGUGAAUGUAGAAAGAGACCAUUUUGUAAACAUGAGUAUGUGUUCUCUCCCUCGCCUAAACAUUUUUCUGAUGAAAGUCAGAAGGAGAAUAUGGAAGCAUAUUUGUUAAAAGAAUAUAGCAAGCAAAAGUCGCCAAAAUCUCCUCGUGUCAUUGAUUCAAAUCAACGAAAAAAUGGUAAACAUGGAUCCACAGGAAUGAGUUCACAAGAGUGGUUUGAAAGCAUGGGGGAUGAAAAUCAAUCAAAUGGAGUAUUGACUGCUCAUUCAUCAUCUGUUAUUCAUGAAAUUCAUGAUGGUGGAUCUAAUAUACAUAGUAUGGAGGUUGACCAGGAUAGAAUCUCCAAAGACAGGUGCUUAAGAUCACCAAAAGAUGAAAAUUCUUGUGAUUCAAAAAGUAGUGUUCAAAGCAGUAUUUACUUGCCUUCUAAAUCUAGUCCAUUGCAUGUGUCAGAAAAUUAUGACUGUUCAGACAAUCUAGUAGCACAUAGUCCUCUCCGUAUUACUACCAAUACCCAGAAUUCUCAAUCACGUCAGGCAUCACAACGAUCAUUUUUCUCACCGUCCAACAGCACAAGUAGUAGGAGUACUACAGACAGUCUUGUGUUACAAGUAAAUGAUUCGAGGACAGUAACGUUUUCUGUAAGAAAAUAUACACAGUCACUUGAACAAGAUGAUGAAUCACAAGAGGUUGUUGAAGAUGACUUGGACUUGGCCUAUCGUAGUGUGUUACCUGUCGAUGUACAAGGUCCUGAGGGAAGAUCACUUCUACUUUCACAGAAAAAAGAUGUUAAUCAGAAACAUUUAAAGGUUGUACAGUUAACAUUUGAUGUUGAGCAUUACCUCGAGGAAGUGAUUGGUCAAAAAGCAGAGUGGGGUCAUCGAUAUGUUUCUUUUACUAACUAUGAUCUACAAAUUCUUGAUGUAUGUGCAGAUAGAAAUUUAGUGGUUGGAAAAGUCAUUGUGUUAUUACAUGCCAGGGAAGAAUUGGACCUGCCAAAGAAAGUUAAGAGAUGCAAAAAUUCUAUCAAGAUGUACCAGACCAGCUUUUGUUUUACCUGGAAUUUAACAAAUGGGUUUUAUGACACAGUAAACAUUGACAGAUUAACUGAGGUCAAUGAGACAGAAAUGAGAAGGAAAGAAUGGAAGCCUGGACAUCGAGAAUGUGCCUUAUUGAGACGUCAGAUGUUUGUCCCUCAGUCCACACAUAGAUAUAUAAAUGUUCUCACUAAUGAAGCUGUGUUCAAAGGAAAAUCAUUGUCAAUGAUAGUCUCCCCUCAGCAUUUCGUUGCUAUACUAAUGUGAUUCUGAUGGUGCCAAGAGAAGACUGCAGUUAUCAAAAUUUUUUGUUACAAGACUUAUCAAUGAAUUGACACAUGACUUUUUAAGUUGUAGACCAAGACUUUGUAAUUAAGCAGUGUCAUAUUUUAACUCAAACAUCAGUGUUCAAAUUUGUCAAAUAAAAGUUUUCAUUUGAAAA